AGCGGCUUGAUCCACGAUGUCACUUUCGCCAGCCACAUAGAAGAUACAACGGUCUUACAACCAGUACUCCUGCCCACCAAUGAGUCUAAAUAUAAACAGGCUAUGUGCCUUCCGGGGAUGGAGGGCAGAUAUGACAAGUUGUAUUGCAGUAAGAUUGCUCUUUGUGGUUAAUAUUGAUUGUGGCAUGUAGUUGCUGGUGGCACGCUAGGCAGGAGUUUGAUACUUUAAUGCUCCAGGUAUUGUUGUUGUGUGUGGCUGUGUGCUCUGUGUAUACAUGCUGGCCGCUGCCUAACUGUGAACUGCCCUUUUCUAUUGGAUGUGCCCUCGUGGAAUGUGUUUUUCCCCUUUUUAAUUUUCCUCAUGCAAAUUACUUUUUAACCACACAGGGGCGCUCCGACACUCGGAGCCCCGUGCGUCAGACCACCCCGAUACCCCAUUUAGAACGUGUGGUUAGAAUGUUCACACCUCACUAAUGAGGUGUGAAAACCGCAGACCGCAAGGGGAAACAAGCGGCGCACUGUCUUCAAUCCCAAUGUCGGGAAUCGUCCUAUCUGCUCCCAACAGAGCUAUAAUCACCCCCCUACCCAGGAGCUACGAGGUGAGGCUUGUGGCUGCCCAGGAAAUCUCUCAGGUGGAUACCAGUGUGGGGAAACCCACCGGAGAGGGGGACAGUGAAUCCCUGGGGCUGUGAGUCAGUUUCACAGCAGCAGGGCCCCGGUGGCCAUGUGGAAGUCUGUGCCAACCAAUGGGAGAAGGAGCGUCCAUUCAAACUGGGUAAAGUAGCCAGCGACCAAUCAGACCAGAAGCGCCCGUUCAAAUGUUCCUUCCUCCAGAUUGGGUGGCGAAACCCUUCUCUUCCCCGAGCACCGAUUGAUUCAACCGAGUUUCGCUUCCUUUCUUCAGAUUGGGUGGCGAAAUGCCUUCCUCUCCGAGUGCUGAUUGGCGCGAUUUGGUUCACGCCCUUUAAGCUGAUUGGUUGUUGCUUGGUUUGGGCGCGAAGUUUGAAUUCGCCGGACUAAAGCAAGCAACGCCAUGUAACUAAUUUCGGGGAUGUACAGAGCCUCUAGCCCCAGACUUUGGAUGCUGAUAUCUCAGACUCUGUACUUCCGAUCACCAUGCUUUUUGCAGGGAUCCCAGGUGGGACCCGGGGCUAUUUAUCAAUAUAAGUUUUAACCCUGUACUCCCUUCCUUUCCCAGGGUGCCAAGCCCCUGUAUGUAAUGUGUUUUCAUGUGUGUCCCUGCGUACUAUUGGUAUCUCCCAGAGUUGGAGAUGGUCAUCUGUAACCCAGCCUCCUCCUGCCUGGGAUUGUGUUGUAUAGAGACCCCCUGCGCGGGUCUCUGCAUAAAAAGCUGUGUGCCCAAAUAAAGAUUGUCAAACGUUGUACCCCUGGAACUGUUACUGGGGGAAAUGGGUUUCUUAAUAUAUUAAUAGCAGGGGGUAACCAGCCGGGUUACCCAGGUCCCGCUACAACUAUAACUACUACAUUUCCAAAUGAAAGUUAUGACUUUAAUCCUGGUGUCCAUUUCCUGCCCCUUCCUUUCUGGUCUCAAAGUCAGAAACUGCUGCUAGUAGCUCCCAUUAUUUAACCCCAGCAGAAAAGAGCCAACUCAUUGGUUGAUAGUUAAACCCGGCGAUGAAGAGCCAGUUCAUUGGCUGAUAGUUAAGCUCAGCUGAAAAGAGCCAGUUCAUUGGCUGAGAGUUAAGCCAGGUGCUGAAGUGCAGGUGUAACAGAUCGCCUAGCACCCCGACUGGGUACCUUCGUUGACGGAUGCUCCUGGUGCUUCCCGAGGGCUCCAAGCACUCCACUAGACACCAUAACCACCGCAGACCCCACAAACCACUGCAGCUUGGUUGAGGUCUCGCCGUCUUCAGCCCACUCAGGACCCAAGACCAGGAUCCAGCUUCCAGUAGGUAGACCUCUCUUAAUCCAGAGAGCAGGAACAGGAACAAGCUCUUACAAGAGCUUAGUGAUUAUACUCUGGGGAGUAUAGUGAUUAUAGCAAUCCCCAGAGUGAGCCAAAACUUCAUGAAGGGUGGGGGAAAAGGCUGCAUCUACACUGGAGAUUGCUAUACGCUGUAUACUCCCCUGGCUAUAAUCACUAAGCUCUUUUAAGAGCUGUUCCUGCUUAACUCUCUGAAGGAAGAGUUCACCCACUGGAACCUGGUGCCUUGUCAUAGGUCCAGGGUGGGAAGGAGACGGCGAGACCCCAACCAAGCUGCGGCGGUUCGUGGGGUCUGCAGUGCUUAUGGUAUCCGGUGCGGUGCUGAUGGUCCUUGGUAAGCACUAGGAGCAUCGAUUGACGGAGGGUUCUUAACAGCAGGCUCAUUGGCUAAUAGUUGAGCCCAGCAGUAAAGAGCCAGCUCAUUGGCUGAGAUUUAAGCCCAGGGGUGAAGAGCCAGCUAAUUGGCUGAGAGUUAAAACCAACGGUGAAGACUGGGUACAGACGGAGAAUGGUAUACCAACACUAUGCACGAUGUUAUUAUAUAGUAAUAGUGACUGGGUAUAGACGGAGGAUGGUAUACCCACGCUAUGCACCAUGUUAUUUUAUAGUAAUAGUAGACAGGGGAUGGUACACUUACGCUAUGUACCACGUUAUUAUAUAGUUACAUAGUUACAUAGCUGAAAAGAGACUUGCGUCCAUCAAGUUCAGCCUUCCUCACAUAUGUUUUUGCUCUUGAUCCAAAAGAAGGCAAAAAACCCAGUCUGAAGCGCUACCAAUUUUGCUACAAACUAGGAAAAAAAUCCUUCUUGACCCCAAAAUAGCAGUCAGAUAUCUCUUUGGAUCAAGCGGUUAUUACCCCACUGAAUAGAAAUUAUAUCCCUGUAAUGCAAGUAUUUAUCCAAUUGCAGUUUAAACAUCUGUAUAGACUCUGAUAAAACCACCUCUUCAGGCAGAGAAUUCCAUAUCCUUAUUGCUCUUACUGUAAAAAACCCUUUUCUUUGCCUUAGAUGAUAUCUCCUUUCUUCCAGCCUAAAUGUGUGAUCUCGUGUAUAGCCCUGUUUAUGAAUAGAUUUCCAGAUAAUGGUAUAUAUUCGGGGCCAGUACAAACCAUUAUCUGGAAAUCUAUUCAUAAACUGGGCUAUUCAUAAACAGGGCUAUACAUAGGACGGGGAAUGGUAUAUCCACGCUAUGCACCAUGUUAUUAUAUAGUAAUAUAGUAAUAGUAGAUGAGGGAUGGUAUACCCACACUAUGUACCAAGUUAUUAUAUAGUAAUAGUAGACAGGGGAUGGUAUACCCACGCUAUGUAGCACGUUAUUAUUUAGUAAUAGUAGACGGGGAUGGUAUACCCACACUUCAUACCACGUUAUUAUAUAGUAAUGGUAGGUGGAGAAUGGUAUAACCACACUAUGUGCCAUGUUAUUAUAUAGUAAUAGUAGACAGGGGAUGGUAUACCCACGCUUCAUACCACGUUAUUAUAUAGUAAUAAUAGAUGGAGGAUGGUAUACCCACACUAUGUACCAUGUUAUAAUAUAGUAAUAGUAGACAGGGGAUGGUAAACCCACGCAACGAAGAACGUUAUUAUAUAGUAAUAGUAGACGGAGGAUGGUAUACCCACACUAUGCACCACGUUAUUAUAUAGUAAUAGUAGAUAAAGGAUGGUAUACCCACGCUAUAUACCACGUUAUUAUUUAGUAAUAGCAGACGGAGAAUGGUAUAACCAUGCCACGUUAUUAUAUAGUAAUAGUAGAUGGAGGAUGGUAUACCCACGCUAUGCAUAAUGUUGUUAUAUAGUAAUAGUAGACGGAGGAUGGUAUAUCCACGCUAUGUACCACGUUAUUAUAUAGUAAUAAUAGAUGGAGGAUGCUAUACCCACACUAUUCACCAUGUUAUUAUAUAGUAAUAAUAGAUGGAGGAUGGUAUAACCACACUAUGUACCAUGUUAUAAUAUAGUAAUAGUAGACAGGGGAUGGUAUACCCACGCUAUGUAGCACGUUAUUAUAUAGUAAUUGUAGAUGGAGGAUUGUAUACCCACGCUAUGUACCACGUUAUUAUUUAGUAAUAGUAGACAGAGAAUGGUAUAACCACACUAUGUGCCACAUUAUUAUAUAGUAAUAGUAGAUGGAGGAUGGUAUACCCACGCUAUGCGUAAUGUUAUUAUAUAGUAAUAGUAGACGGAGGAUGGUAUACCCACGCUAUGUACCACGUUAUUAUAUAGUAAUAGUAGAUGGGAGAUAGUAUACCCACGCUAUGCACCACGUUAUUAUUUAGUAAUAGUAGAUGGGGAUAGUAUACCCACGCUAUUUACCACGUUAUUAUUUAGUAAUAGUAGACGGGAGAUGGUAUACCCAUGCUACGAACCACGAUAUUACAUAGUAGAUGGGGAUGUAUACCCAUGCUAUGCAUAAUGUUAUUAUAUAGUAAUAGUAGACGGAGGAUGGUAUACCCACGCUAUGUACCACGUUAUUAUAUAGUAAUAGUAGAUGGGAGAUGGUAUACCCACGCUAUGCACCACGUUAUUAUUUAGUAAUAGUAGACGGGAGAUGGUAUACCCACGCUAUACACCACGUUAUUAUUUAGUAAUAGUAGACGGGAGAUGUUAUACCCACGCUAUUAUUUAGUAAUAGUAGACGGGAGAUAGUAUACCCACGCUAUGCACCACGUUAUUAUUUAGUAAUAGUAGACGGUAGAUGUUAUACCCACGUCCUGGUAACCCGCACACCAUUUGGAUAAAUAUUUAUAUAACGGUACUGAGGUUUCCCUCAAGGAUAAAGGCAAUCACCCUUUAUCCCUGAAUUGGACGCCUCGGGAGGGUGUGAAAGCCGAGCGAGAGAUUAAGGGGUGACUGCGUGUUUGGUGGCAGUGGCCUAGUUUCUGUCCGUGGGAAGGAAGCAGUAACGCAUUGCUAACUGGUUCCAGUACACGAGUCUCUGGCCAGAGUUGCUCGGAAUGCUCCUGGCGGAUGGGAGGAUUAACCCUUUAGCAAGCAGGUCCCUAGUCCUGCAGUGGACGAGCAGGACAGCUGCAUGCUCCGGCCCGCCUCCUCCUCCCAAUGAGUUAACAACGCAGUGUGAUUACACAUUCAUGCUGACAUGCCUCCCCUCCCCCAGCCUGCCCUGUCUGUUCUCAGCUUUCACCCCCCUUGAUCCUCUCCCCCACCAUUUAGCUGCACUCUCUGUAUUCACAGGCAGCAGAUUCAGAGAGACACCGAGCGAGCGGCAGUGAAUGCCCAGUGCCCGGGCCCUGGACGGGGUAAAUAUACACUGCAGGGAUCCAAGGUUUCCCCCCAGCUGUGCCACUGCAGGGAGUUCCGUCAUGAAGAGGUGGCACAUUGGGGUGCCAGUAAAGGGGUCUGCGUGUGCCAGCGUGUGUAAACAUACAGGAAAUGCUCUGCGACCUCAAUGCUCUGCAUUGUCAGACCUGGGCAGGAAAUGAUCUGCAUGUGAGGAGGGUGGAGGAACAGCGCAGGGGGAGGCGUGCAGCUCAUGCUCAGCUGCCGCUUGUUUCUGUUUUGCUGCCAUUAUUUGUUGAGCUCGUGUCCUCACACGACCUCGCUGGCCGGGGACAGGCUGUAACUGGAGAGGGGCAGCUGGGGGGACGUGAAGACAGCACAGGGGGAUUCGCAGAGCCACAGCGCUGAGACCUGCAGAGCUUUGUGCUGCAGCGGGCUCUGCAUGCUAGACUGCUUGGAAUCUGGAUAAUUAUCAUUUUAUUAUUUAUAUAGCUCCAGCAAAUUCAGUAGCGCUGUACAAUGAAUGGCAUCUGUUUGAUGUCAGUGCCAGUCUAGCAACCACAUCCAACAUGGACGCAGCGUACUGGACCUGCGCACUUCUAAUCCUCACACUGGCCAAGCUGGGGAUUUGAAAUCAACUCAGCUAAGUUUGUCUCAAUGUCACAAGUCAACUCACCACAACUCCAGCAGAGCACGUAUUAUCUGAGUGUGGCAGGGAGCGAGAAUAGCACUUAAUAAAGUGCAGGCAUUUAUAAUCAAUGCAAGGCAGCCUCGUACACCUUCUAUGUAUAAAUUAUUACUGCCCUGCACGAUGCAUUCUUUAUAAAUAUGCCCAAAGGAUUAACCCCUGCCUUAAAGGGUUCCCAGUCCUGUGGGAUCUGAUGGCUUCCUGCGUGCAUGCAGCGGUAUAUCACUGGGCUGGACCAUUGGUCAAUCAAACUGUUAAUUAUUUAAUGAUAUGCAAAGUAUGGAAAUUCGGGGGAAAGUGAGCACUAACGAACACAGAGCGUUGGGCGGGAUGUGGAGGGCUUUUCAUUCUGUAAACGCAGUAGGCAUAGCCAAUCAAUUGGCACCACUCUGACACUCAAAGGGUUAAGAAGAAAUUGAGUUUAAUUUUUUAAUGGAAUCUGUACUUUAACAAAUCGCUGACAUUUGGCAAAAACUGAAUUAAAACAAAGGAAGGAUUGUUCCUGCAAUAUUAACAGACUAUAAUUAGAUCAUUAAUUGAAAUAAAGACUUGGUGGAAGAUGUCAAUAAAUGAAUACUGGCUGUGCUAUGGGUGAUGUCUUACCUGUACUGGCGUGGGAGCCAGUCUUGCCCUAGGUCACGGAAGGCUAUUCACGGGAGUGAAAAUUCACCAAAAUUUAAAGUGAUUUUCACAUUUUAGGCAACAGACAAUUCUCCAACUUGGUUCUGUUUAUUAGCUAAUUUGACCUAAAGAUUGAAACUUACUGAAUUCCUGACAAAUUGUAACAGUGAUAAUCGUGUAAAAACGUGUAAAACGUGUUUGGUUUAUAAAUCCUUUCUAAAUGACAGCAUUGUUACUUACUGCACACCUGCCAGGACACAGGCAGUGUGAAAUGCGCGAGUCUACCUGUGAAAUGGGCGAGUCUACCUGUGAAAUGGGCGAGUCAGUCUACCUGUGAAAUGGGCGAGUCUACCUGUGAAAUAGGCAUUUCCACCUGUGAAAUGGGCGUGUCAGUCUACCUGUGAAAAUGGGUGUAUCUGCUGGUUAAAGGGGUUUGGUCGGACUAUGAAAGGGUCCUGAUGCCCCUAAAGUAGGUGGCCAGACAGCCUCCCGAAGCAGACAAUGCACAGAGUUCAGCUGAAGCCCUCUUUGGACCCUGUCCUCUCCUGCGUCCUGCUGGACAGAUUUGAGAAUGUAGAACAGAUCCCCAAAAUGUGGGACUGCCCUGACAAUAUCAGGAUUGUUGGUACUGGUGCUGUCUGUCUAUGUCUAUUUAUACACAUUUAGGAAUAGAAUGUAAUUUUACACACAGGAUUCAUUGUCUCUUGGCAGCAGUUUAACCAGCACCGAUUCUCUGACAUUUUGUCAUUUUCCAUCCAAAUUAUUUAAAUUAUCUUUAUUGUCUGUUCUUAGUGUCCGGGACCCCAGCGUGGAGAAAGCGUUUUCCUGUGAAGGACAAUCCCCCCUCACAAAAUGUCAAGUGUGGGGAGAGCCCCUCGGAAAAACACCAGCGUCAAGAUGGCAGUUCAGGUAAGUGCUGAUGGUAAUAAUGAAUAGGUUCCAGCACUGGCGGGGUUAAUUUUGGUAAAUGACGGGAGGGGAGCCAGCAAUAUGACCACUGGAAGCUGGAGUUACCGGAUGGAGGACCACAGGAUGAAUUAUACAAUUUAAUAAAAUUUCAGUUUUUACUUUGAAUUCCUGACUAUUUCCACUUAUUAAAUAACCCUGAUUGCGGAAGACCACUUAGUCGCCCUCUUGUGGUCAGAUUUGGAUCUGGAAAUAAUAAAUGUAUCCUCAGGGCCUUACAUUAAACUUUAUCCAAGUCAACCAUAGCAGAUUUUUAUUCUUUUUAAUUCUUUAUUUUUGUUGUGCAUGAAAAGUACAACUUAGUGACAGUUAUGACAUAUUAUCAGUAAAAGUGAUCAGGUUUCAGUACAUACAUGACAAGCAAGCUGCACCAUUUUUAUAAUCGUAAUAAGAACAAGCCUAUAACAACAUGUCAGAUGACAGAAUGAAUAAUACCGAGGAGGCCCUGUGCUGGUUGCAUGGGGAGAAAGGCAAGUAAGUUCUAGGCUGGAGAUAACACAAUACGACUGAGACAAAAUGUGACAAUGAAGGGCCUAGAGUACUUCCUAAUGCAGUGCGACACUCAGACUAACCAACACCAACCAGGGGUAUCACAGAGUCCGGCAGCUGAGGGAUGAGAGUCAGGCUCCGAACUUCCAUGAGAACCGGUGAGCUGAGCCAGAUAAUAGAAUCGGGGAUUCCCCCGCUACCUCCCACUGGUAUAGCAGACGUUUUCUUCUCAGUUUUGCCUUCAGAUUUAGUCCUCGAUUUAAUAUUUUUGGAUAUGUUUUUCAAAUUAUUUAAUAUUGUGGGAUAAACCUUUUUAUCAAAUAUUUUGAUAUUUUUUUACAUGUGAAUAUAUUUUUUAUUUUUUUAUAUUUUGAAAAAAAACAAACAUUUGAAAAGCAUAUCCAGCGUAAUUAAAUCGAGGCCUUAUUUCUGAAAUUGGAAGUUUAGUAAAUAAACAUGAAAGGUCCUCCAGACUAUCAUACUCCAAUAAAUAUUCUCUGUUAAAAACCUUGCUUGGAGACUACAAACAGAUACUUAGAACAAUACAGCUCAACAAACCAAGGCUGUCACAUAUUUCUCCAUGGACAAUAUAUUGAGCAACCCAGGCAAAUGUUCCUCAGUAUUCAAUAUUUUAAUAAAAUAUCUGCAUUUACAUUAACAAGAAACUUCAAAUCUUAUUUGUAUUGGAUAAUCUAUCCAGAAAAAGUCUUCUUAAUGCAGGCACUUGCAUAACGCUGACCCAAAGAACUUGCAGUCAAGCAUCAAGACAACUGAUGUUCAGUCAUAAUGUGACAUCACUAAGAGGCAUGAAACGAGUAGGUCCUCCCUAUUCAUUCAGUGUAAAUUGAUGGGAGCAAUAAAUGUAUGGAAAUCGCAUUAUCUGACUGCUGAUCUUGAAAGAGCUCCACAAAUUAAUUUCAUUUACGAGCGCAUUCCAUUUAUCUAGAACUAUUUUUGUUUUUCAGGACACAGAAGAAUCAUCUCCACCAUCAAUAGUUCGAGUCACCAUACCGAAAGUGCCUCUCACCAGGAAAAGGUGCGUCUGUGCUAUUUCUUAUAAACCUGACCCUCUUUUUCUUUCCUCCCAAACCUGAGGGCUCCUCAAAUGACCGAGGACCAUUAACCUGUACUACAUCCUCGGUGGACUAAUAAUCAUUGUCUUUAACGAUCUUCAAUAGAUAUGUACAAGAUUCUGUUACUUAAGGACAGUGUGUAUACAACACCGGUUUCACCCCCUGUAAAUAUAGUUUAAGAUGAAUUCUCAUUUGAGCCAAGGACUCUAAUCUUUAAAAUGAAUCAUGUGUUUGAGUGAGUAAUCAUGUAUGGUUGCCACGUAGAUGAAGAGUAAGAGAAUGCAACCUCUGAUUGGCAAGAUAAGUAAUAUUCUCUCUUCACUAAUACAUUUAAUUUUAUAAGAGCAUUUUUGGAUGGUCCUUACUGCCGAAGCUUGGUUGUUACUCUUAGCCCCGUAUCAUGGACACUGAGCUGGAUGACUUGUUGAUUGUAACUCACAGCCCAAACCAUAGAGGUGACUAGACAUGAUGGCUCCUGAAGUCUGACAGUUCCACUGCAUGGCUUCUCUAUCUUACUUUAUGUUGGGACAGUACAUUGUGCAUUCAGAUCGACCUGCUCUCUGUGGUACAGUCACCAGUUUUUUCCAUAGAGAGCAGGAAGAAGAGAAAGCGAGUGUAUGUUCAGUAAAAGGGACAUUAAUGUGGAAUGUGACAUUAGUCGCUGCUUGGUGGCAUACAUGCAGAUAUUAAUCUCAUUUUAUGAAACAUUGGCUGCUUGUUUUAGCAGAAGUCUUUAAUAAAGACAUGAUCAAUGAGCAGGGGAUCAAUGCAAAAGAUUGGAGGAAAGGGUAUUAAAUAUAUAAUCAAGUGUAGUUUGUUUCUUAUCACCAACCAGGAUCUGAUCACAAAUCAAUACUUGUCUUUUAUUUCCAGUAAACAAAAAGAACCAUUAGCCCUCAUCAGGAGAAAGAUGCUGGCAAAGAACCAGGUAACUGAUGGUCUGCCAUUUUAUUCUGUAGCCUUCACUGUCACUUACAUUCCACUCUGUUACCCACACAUUCUACUCUGUGUCCCUCACUUUCUACUCUGUGACCCUCACAUUCCACUCUGUCCUUCAAAUUUACUUGGUGACCUUAAUAGCCUUCACAAUCCAAUUUGUGGCCUUCAGUAUCCCUCACACUCUACUCUGUGGCUUUCACUGUCCCUCACAGUUCACACUGUGGCCCUCACAUUCUUUGUCCCUCAAAUUCUACUCGUGACUCUCAUACCUCUGACAUUCUGAUUUGAGGCCCUCACUGCCGCUCACAUUCUACUCUGUCCCUCAAAUUCUACUAGUUGACCUUAAUAUCUCUCACAUUCUGAUAUUCUGAUAUUUGGCCCUCGCUGCCCUUCACAUUUCACUCUGUGACGUUCAUUAUCUCCCACAUUCUACUCUACCGAACUCACAAUCCCUUAUGUUCUAUUCUGUGUCACUCACUAUCCUUCACAUUCUAGUGUGCGGCCCUCAGUAUCUCCCACAUUCUACUCUGUGGUUCUUGAUGUAGCUCCUUGUUUUGUGUCUUUUAUAUUAUUUUAUAAUUGGAUAUCAAGUUGCACUCUUACUAAAGUCCAACCCAGCCUUUAUAAUCCAGUGUUAGAAAAUAUGUAUUUUGUAAGAAGAUAUUCUAGCCUCUUGUUCAGACUUUAUUCCUUUAUACAACCAUUUUUACUGUAUAACUCCUAAUACAAGGCAUGACUGCUUUUCUACAAGAUAUUUCUGCCAAUAAGUUUCUGUCUCAUUGUAUUGUAGGAAAUCCAGGAGAUCAAAAUUCUGGGCUAUGGAGAUGACUCAUUCCAGGUAUGUGACAGCCCACCACAAGUCCACUCAAACAUGAAGCAAGAGACCCUUCAGGAUGACGAGCUCUGCACAAGGUUUCCAGACAAUGAAGUGUCAACACAGACUUCACCAGUUUAUUGUUUUGACACCUUGGAUGAAGUGGUUGAGUUUCUAAACAACUGCAGCAAACAGGAAGACCGAAGCCCCCAAGCCAUGUCCUUACCUGAAGACUCCAUUGAUGAGCCAGGAUUAGGGGAUGAGACAUUGUCGAAUGAUGAUAACAUACGUACAUUGAAGUUGGAGAUUGAAGAAGAUGAUGAUGAUGACAAUCAGCCAAUAGUUUCUCCCAAUCCACCAAUACGCUAUGCCCCCUCCAGUCCUCCCUGUUUUCCGGUGGUCAAACGUCGACGGAAGCAGAGAUUUCAUUGUGACUGGCAGGGCCCAGUGACAAUCAUUAGUUCACCUAAUGUUCCAGUCAAAGCCAUAGAGCUGAGAGUGGAUGAGGACCUAGCUAUGUCUAUUCGACGACAGGUAGAUGUCAACAACCCAGGGCCAUUCGGCUGGCAGUUGGCCAAACUAUUAUUCACAGAGGAAGAACUUUAUGGACACAACUUCAAUGGCACAGAUCAAAAGUUGCCCCUCAGUCCAAGGCGGGUACAUGCCAUUCAGCAUGCCUUCCACGACUACUUCCCAAAAGACAUUGCAGAUGAAGCUCUAGCAAAAGGUCGAACCGCCAUUAACCAAGGCAUAAGGAACAUGUUUUAUGUUCGGAACCGCAGAGAUGGAGAUUAUCCCUAGGUCAACCUAUUAAAAAAAAAACAAUAUAUGCGAUGCCAGAUUAUUUUCCUUGCCAAUGGUACAUAUCAGUACAAUAGUCACCUUAAUACAAAACGACUCCUGUUUUCAGAGGAGCAAAAAUAUGAAUUACCGCUACACCAUACAGUGAAUAAAUUGUGUUGAUCUACGAGUUAACUGGGCAAGAAAAACUUUAUUCCACCCAAGCCAAAUCUUGCCAUGUGGUGAAGGAGCUUGCAAUACAAACCAGUCAUAUCUGGGAUAGCAUCAUGGAGAGCAAACAUCUAUUAUUUUAUUAGAAAAAUUAUAUUGUUGCAACAAUAUUUACAAAAUACAUGGAAUUUUAAUGAAAUGGUAAGACCUAGACAUUGACUAACUGCCUUCCGAGUUUUCUUCUCACAAUGAGUGCUUAGUCAUAGGCUCAAUACUGACUGCAGUGUAUAACCAAUAAUUCCAGCUGUGACAAAUUGCUUAUAAUUCCAGAUAUACACUGCCAUCUCAGAUCCAUCACCAUGGAAAGUGAAUCCAUCAGGCAUGACAGAUUAAAGAAAGUAUUCAAAUUAUUCCUGCCACAACAUCAAUUGGGCUGAUGAACGGAAACACAGAGAGAUCAUAUUCCAGAUGUGUUUGGGGAUUUAUUUCAAUGUAUUUUGUUAUUAUUUUGCAUCAGUAACUUUGGGAAGGCUGUUUUUCUAAUAAAUGAAAAUAUAUUUUAACCAUUUUUCCAUUUGUCCUGUUGACUGCACAGCCAGCUUUUCUAAGAACGGCCAGAUAAAUCGGCUGCAUUUUAGGCAGAGCAC
This is a messenger RNA of Pelobates cultripes (western spadefoot toad), 12362 nucleotides long. The record is from the annotation of a GenBank genome assembly. NCBI's taxonomy places the organism in Eukaryota, Metazoa, Chordata, Amphibia, Anura, Pelobatidae.